Molecule: messenger RNA, 1827 nt
Organism: Oenanthe melanoleuca
Lineage: Eukaryota; Metazoa; Chordata; Aves; Passeriformes; Muscicapidae
Gene: CRYZ
Product: crystallin zeta
Exons: 9
Coding region: 89-1114 (341 amino acids)
Cellular component (GO): cytosol
Molecular function (GO): zinc ion binding; mRNA 3'-UTR binding; NADPH binding
Source: RefSeq, a predicted model, not a curated record
UUCUUCUUCUGGAUGCCCGAGCCGGCCGUGUCCUGGCGAUGGACACAAACAGUUACAAUGGCUCAGCGUGCAGAACCGGCCCUGGGGAAUGAAGGGCGGCCCCUUGGAGGAUCCUCUGGUUGCCAUGGCAGCCGCCAGGAGUGUGAUGAGAGCGGUCCGAGUGUUCGAAUUCGGUGGCCCUGAGGUGCUUAAGCUGCAGUCAGAUGUGUUAGUUCCUGUUCCCAAAGAGAACCAGGUCCUAAUCAAAGUCCAUGUGUGUGGGGUGAAUCCUGUUGAGACCUACAUUCGUUCUGGGACUUACGCCAGGAAACCAGCUCUGCCCUACACGCCUGGCUCGGACGUGGCUGGGGUGGUGGAGAGGGUUGGGGAGCAGGUGACUGCAUUCAAGAAAGGUGACAGAGUUUUCACCCUUGAAACACUUUCUGGAGGAUAUGCAGAGUAUGCAGUUGCUGCAGCCAACAGAGUCUUUCCUUUGCCAGACAAACUGGACUUCAGGCAGGGGGCAGCCAUUGGGGUGCCCUACUUCACUGCCUACAGAGCCCUGUUCCAGAAAGGCCGUGCCAGAGCAGGGGAGAGCGUGCUGGUCCAUGGUGCCAGUGGGGGGGUGGGACUAGCAGCAUGUCAGAUUGCCAGAGCUUAUGGUCUGAAGGUUUUGGGUACAGCAGGAACUGAGGAGGGCAUGAAUGUGAUCCUGAGGAAUGGUGCUCACCAGGCCUUCAAUCACAGAGACCCCAAUUACACAGAGAAAAUUAAGGCAUGCACAGGGCCAGGGGGAGUCGAUAUCAUCAUAGAAAUGCUCUCCAAUGUCAACCUGGAUGCUGACCUGCAGCUGCUGUCCUGCUCAGGGAGGGUGAUGGUUGUGGGCUGCAGAGGACGCAUUGAGAUAAACCCAAGAGACACCAUGAGCAGGGAGUCCAGCAUUAUUGGAGUGAGUCUGUUCCUUGCAACUGAGGAGGAGAGGCAUGAAUGUGCCACAGCAAUCCUGGAUGGUGUGGAAGCUGGCUGGCUGAAGCCUGUGGUGGGCUUGGAGUACCCCCUGGAGAAGGCAGCCCAGGCCCAUGAGGACAUCAUCCACAGCAGUGGUGCCCGAGGGAAGAUGGUGCUCCUUCUGUAAAGAGCAGCUUUCCCAUUUGGUUUGUAGCUGUUGUAACUGCACCCUGGCUUACAUGGUUCACUGUAUGUUAUAAACCUGCCUUUGAUCAUGUUUGACAGCCACUGAAAAUGCUCACUUGGAUUAAUUAGUUAACAUUUUCUUUGUGUAAUGAGCAGAGCUGCAUUUACUGUAAAAUAAUUUUGGUAGCUUUUUUGAUUAAUGUGAUCAAUUUUCUCUGCUGGUGUGCUUUGUGCUGCAGGGGGUGGUAGGGUUUGGUGUCAUGGUCCAUGUGAAGGCAGAGUGAGGCUACUGUAGGUAACACAGAAUGAAGCUGCUUUUCUGCAGGUACACAGAAUUAAAUAGCUCCCUAUGCAUGUUAAUUAGAACUGUAAAUUCUUUUAGCCACAAAAUUUGUACUCAGAUUUGCCACAUAAUUUGUACUCAAAUUUUGUCAUAUAAUUUACUUGAAAUAAAAGCUUUUACUGAGAAAAUGGCUCUCUUUUCAGCUCAGAAGAUGGGCAGAAUCUGUCAGACAGGGUGUGUUUGGAGCAGAGGCAGUUCCAAGCUGAGGUGGCAGUGUCCUGGCUCAUCCACAGGACUGUCACUCUGGAGCUGCUUCCUGGGAUUUGCCUCUGGACCUGAUGCUCAUCACUGCAGCAGCUGGAUGGAAAUGGCUGCUUGUGAGGAUCUCAGCUCUUCCUGUGACCUUUAUUAAAGUCUCCUGGAUCCCUGGC